GGCAGCAAGCUGAAGCCAGCAACAAGCAUUAAUGUCCGCCAUAUUCUGUGUGAGAAAUAUUCAAAAUCACAGUCCGCUCUGACCAAGCUCCAAGAAGGAGCCAAAUUCGAUGACGUGGCACGCGAGUUUUCCGAAGACAAGGCGAGACAAGGUGGUUCAUUAGGUUGGAAGGUCCGAGGUAGUUUAGAUCCAACCUUCGAAAAGGCCGCCUACGAGCUGGAGCCGAGCACAACUUCUUCUCCUAAAUAUGUCGAGGUGAAAACGGGUUUUGGAUACCAUAUCAUCAUGGUCGAAGGUCGAAAG
This is a messenger RNA of Xylona heveae TC161, 303 nucleotides long. Its product is annotated as peptidyl-prolyl cis-trans isomerase pin4. Gene Ontology annotation, molecular function: peptidyl-prolyl cis-trans isomerase activity; DNA binding. The annotation marks the transcript as partial. The record is from RefSeq and is a predicted model, not a curated record. NCBI's taxonomy places the organism in Eukaryota, Fungi, Ascomycota, Xylonomycetes, Xylonales, Xylonaceae. Gene Ontology annotation, biological process: rRNA processing. The transcript has 3 exons.